Messenger RNA from Malaclemys terrapin pileata, 7302 nucleotides. RefSeq names its product centrosomal protein 170 (gene CEP170). NCBI's taxonomy places the organism in Eukaryota, Metazoa, Chordata, Testudines, Emydidae. The transcript is spliced from 20 exons. Gene Ontology annotation, cellular component: centriole. The coding region runs from base 242 to 5293 and encodes 1683 amino acids. Gene Ontology annotation, molecular function: protein binding. The record is from RefSeq and is a predicted model, not a curated record.
AGGGCGGCGCUUGCGCAGUGCCUGCGCCCCGCUCUGUGCCGUUAGCCGCUAUGUGCAGGGAAUAACGUUAGAACGGUUGCUAGCGUGAGACCAACAGAGACGGUGCCGGUGCGUCCCGCCCCCUGGCGACGAGGAGAUGGCGGGUCAGUGAGCGGCGGCACUAGGGACACCCCUGCCCAGCGAGUCUCCUUCGCGGGGGGGAUGACGUAGCUUUGCCAAGGACUUAGCAGCUAAGCAGAAAAUGAGCUUAACAUCCUGGUUUUUGGUGAGCAGUGGAGGCACCCGCCACAGGCUGCCACGAGAGAUGAUUUUUGUUGGAAGAGAUGACUGUGAGCUGAUGUUGCAGUCACGUAGUGUGGACAAGCAACACGCUGUAGUUAACUAUGAUGCCUCUACAGAUGAACACUUGGUGAAGGAUUUGGGCAGCCUAAAUGGGACGUUUGUGAAUGAUGUGAGGAUUCCUGAACAGACAUACAUUACUCUGAAGCUUGAAGAUAAAUUGAGAUUUGGCUAUGAUACUAAUCUUUUUACUGUAGUCAGAGGCGAAAUGAGGGUCCCUGAAGAAGCCCUUAAGCAUGAAAAAUUUACAAGUCAACUCCAGUUAUCCCAAAAAUCCUCAGAGGCAGAAGGAUCAAAGCCAGUCAGCUCCACAGGUGCAGAGCCAAAGGUACCAGAUACCACAGGUGAAGUGCAUCACAAAGCUACAGAAGCAUUGAAGUCUGAAGAAAAAUCUAUGGAUCUUUCUGCCAUGCCUCGUGGUACACCUUUGUAUGGACAGCCAUCCUGGUGGGGUGAGGAUGAGGCUGAUGAAAAAAAUGGUUGCAAACAGGAUGUCAAACAUGAAGAAAAAAUACAUGAAGCAGGAGCUUCAGGAUGCAGCACAGAUGCCAAGCAAGUUGAGGAGAAAUCUUCAGCUGCAAAUGAAGAAGAACUUUAUCCUUUCUGUAGGGAGCCAAGUUACUUUGAAAUUCCUACAAAAGAAUUCCAGCAACCUUCACAAAUAGCAGAGAGCACUAUUCAUGAAAUCCCAACAAAAGACACCCAAACCUCACAUGCAACAGGUGCAGGGCAUGCUUCAUUUACCAUUGAAUUUGAUGACACCACUCCAGGAAAAGUAACUAUCAAAGAUCAUGUGACAAAAUUCACUUCAGAUCAGCGCCACAAGCCGAAGAAGUCUUCUCCUGGUGGACAGGACCUUUCUGGGCUUCAAACUGUGAUGAUGGCUGCUGAGAGCAAAGUAGCUGACUGGCUAGCACAGAACAAUCCCCCUAGAAUGAUAUGGGAAGCAACAGAGGAGGAUUCCAAAAGUAUUAAGAGUGAUGUUCCAGUUUACUUGAAGAGGCUGAAAGGGAAUAAACAUGAUGAUGGGACACAGAGUGAUUCAGAAAAUGCUGGUGCACGCAGGCAUUACAAUAAGCGAGCAACACUUGAUGAGCAUUUAAGGCAUCAACAUCUAGAACAGAAAAAGUCAUACCAGAAAGCCCAUACUACAGAAAAGCAUGAAGAGCAGGCUGCUAUAAGUCAGACUGCCUUUAUGAUUGAGUUUUUUGAUGAAGACCAUCCUCGAAAGAGACGAUCUUAUUCCUUUUCUCAGAACGUAGGAGCUCUUUGCUCAGAAACUCCUUCUUCAGCACCUCAUGUGAGAGCUGAGAAAGUGAAAGGUACAUCUGGAGACAUCAAAGGGGUUUCUUUGCCUUUGCAGACUAGUAGGGUAGCACAUGGUGUUCAUGCAAAACUAUUAAAACAAAAAUCAGAAGAACCCUCGGUUGCAUUACCUUUCUUACAAACUGCAUUGUUAAGAAGUUCAGGAAGUCUUGGACAUAGACCAAGCCAAAACCAGGAGAUGGACAAAAAAUUAAAAAGCCAGCUUGUUUCUGCUGCUACUGAAAAGGACAAUGAUGAUGACCAAAGUGACAAAGGUACUUACACUAUUGAGUUGGAAAAUCCCAAUUCUGAGGAAAUGGAAGCACGUAAAAUGAUUGACAAGGUGUUUGGAGUGGAUGACAGCCAGGAUUAUAAUAGGCCUGUUAUCAACGAGAACCAGAAAGAUUUAGUAAAAGAUUGGGCUAUAAAUUCUGCUACAGUAGUGCUGGAAGAAAAAAGACCACUGAGUACAACUGGAUUUCUUGACACAGAGGAAGGCUCUGCUGCAUCUGGAAGUAAACGUUGGGUGUCCCAGUGGGCUAGUUUGGCUGCUAAUCAUACCCGACAUGACCAAGAUGACAUGAGGUUGGAGUCAUCUGCACCUGCUCCUCUAGAAAACGAUACGGACAUCAGUGAAUCUGGUAUUUCAGUUAGAAGUACUAGCUCAGCCACUUCUGUGACUAGCCAAGGCGAGCGAAAGAGGAGAACACUUCCACAGCUUCCAAAAGAGGAAAAAGCUACUGAAAGUUUAAGAGCAAAGGUUACAUCUCAUCAGAGAUCAGAGAUAGGUGAAAAACAAGACACAGAACUUCAAGAGAAAGAAACUCCAACUCAUGCAUCCCAAAAAGAAAUGCCACAAGAUGCAGGUAGUAGAAGCAUGGCUAAGGCAAACAGGACAAUGAAUGGCCUUUCUCCUAAACCUGGUGGAGACAACAAAGUGUCUUCUCACCCCAUUAGCUGCUCUUCUUCCAGUAAAGAGAAAAGUGAAAUUGUCAGGGAAACUUCAGUUGUAAAGCAAGCUUUAGCUAAAAUUCAACAGCAAGAGCAAAAGGAGCAGGCACAUAGGACUUCAACUAAAGUGUCUUCAGCUAAACUUCUUGCCAAUCAAGUUGAGAAAGGUAGAGAGGAAACUCCUACUCCACAUAAAAUGUUGGAUAAUCAUCAAGAAAAAGCCCCAGGACAUUCUACAAGUAAAGCAGAAAUGAAGAUUGUCCAAAGUGAAGGGAAAAGAAAAAAAACUGAGGAAAUUAUAAAAGGCCAAACUCCAAAAGGAUUAGGAGGAGAGAAGAAAGAAUCUUCAAAACCGUUAGUGAGACAAGGCAGCUUUACUAUAGAUAAACCUAGUACAAAUAUACCUAUAGAGCUUAUUCCUCAUAUUAAUAAACAAACUGGAUCUACUCCCCCUUCGUUUGCUUUAACCUCCACAAACAGAAUACGUGAGAGAAGUGAUUCCGUGGACACUGAUUCUAGUCUGGAUACAACACUUAUUUUAAAAGACACAGAAGCAGUAAUGGCGUUCCUUGAAGCUAAAUUACGAGAAGAAAACAAAACAGAUGAAGGACCUGAAACUCCUAGCUAUAACAGAGAUAAUUCCAUAUCACCCGAGUCAGAUGUAGACACUGCUAGCACAAUCAGUCUGGUUACUGGUGACACUGAAAGAAAAACCACUCAAAAGCGAAAAAGCUUUACUACCCUGUAUAAAGAUAGAUGUUCCACUAGUUCUCCUUCCAAGGAUGUUUUAAAAUCUUCUGCAACAAAUGCUAGAGAAAAGAUAGAAAAGAAAACUAAAAGCCGAUCUUCAGAUGCUGGUUCAAGAGCAGAGGGUCGUAAACUUGUGCAACCCAGUGGAAGAAUGAGACAACCUUCAGUAGAUUUAACAGAUGAUGACCAAACAUCUAGUGUACCACAUUCUGCCAUAUCUGAUAUCUUGUCAUCUGACCAAGAAACUUAUUCUGGCAAAUCACAUGGAAGGGGUUAUUUUACCUCUGCAGAUGAACUCUUACAUUCCAAAAUGGAAGGCAGUAAGUCAGCUAAAUCAAAGACCUCUCCUGUUACAACUGGGCAAUCCAGUAAGUCAAUCACUCUUCCAAGACCUCGUCCCACAAGGACUUCUCUCUUGCGCAGAGCACGACUUGGUGAAGCCUCAGAUAGCGAACUUGCUGAUGCAGAUAAAGCUUCAGUGGCUUCUGAAGUGUCCACUACAAGUUCUACAUCAAAGCCUCCCUCAGGAAGGAGAAAUAUCUCCAGAAUUGACUUACUUGCCCAACCACGCAGAACUAGGCUCGGUUCUUUAUCAGCACGUAGUGACUCUGAAGCUACAAUAACUAGAAGCACUGCCUCAUCUCGUACUGCAGAAGCUAUCAUUAGAAGUGGUGGAAGAUUAACACCAUCAGCAGAUAGUAGUAAAGUUUCUGCUAGAACUAGAGCUAAUAGCAUUUCUCGACUUUCUGAUUCUAAAUCCAAAUCAUUGACCUCCGCCCAUAAUUCUCCAUCAGAGAAAUCCCAGCUUCUCCCAGACCCAGAUCCUGCUGUUGAAACUUACAGUGUAAAUUCAAGAUGGAGGCGCUUUCCUACAGAUUAUGCUUCCACCUCAGAAGAUGAGUUUGGAUCAAACCGUAAUUCCCCUAAACAUACCCGUCUACGUACUUCUCCAGCCCUGAAAACCCCUCGAUUGCAGAGCUCUGGGACAGCAAUGCAAACUAGCAAUACGUUCAAACACAGGAUCAAGGAACAGGAGGACUACAUUCGCGAUUGGACUGCUCAUCGAGAAGAAAUAGCAAGGAUCAGUCAAGACCUGGCUCUCAUCGCACGGGAAAUCAACGAUGUAGCAGGAGAGAUAGAUUCAGUGACUUCAUCAGGCACUGCUCCGAGUACCACAGUAAGCACUGCUGCCACCACCCCUGGCUCUGCCAUAGACACUAGAGAAGAGGUAGGAGAUCUUCAUGGAGAAAUGCAUAAGCUGGUUGACCGUGUAUUUGAUGAAAGUCUGAACUUCAGAAAGAUUCCUCCAUUAGUGCAUGCCAAACCACCAGAGGGGAACAGUCGGUCCAAUGAUGCUAAGCCUCAGUUAACAGAUGCUCUUGAUCCUCCAACAAUUACACGGAGGAGAACGUGGAGCAGAGAUGAGGUCAUGGGAGACAGCUUGCUAUUAUCCUCAGUCUUCCAGUUUUCUCGGAAGAUAAGGCAAUCGAUAGACAAAACAGCUGGCAAAAUCAGAAUAUUAUUUAAGGACAAAGACCGGAAUUGGGAAGAAAUUGAAAACAAGUUACGAACUGAAAGCGAAGUUCCUAUUGUAAAAACUUCAAGCAUGGAGAUUUCAUCAAUCUUGCAGGAGCUGAAAAGAGUUGAAAAACAGUUGCAAGUGAUUAAUGCUAUGAUUGACCCUGAUGGUACUUUGGAUGCUCUGAGUAACUUGGGAUUCACAAGCCCUGUCUUACCUGCUCAACCUAAACAUAAGACCAGCCCUGUUUCUCACAGUACCCGCGCUCAGAUACAACCAAACUGUCAACCUGAAGCUAGGGCCCUUCGGCCUGCCGUCAUCUCUGUUUCAACUGCAUUUGACAAUGUUGAAUCCAAGCCUGACUUCAGCAUACAUUUCAACAGGUUCAACCCAGAUGGGGAAGAGGAAGAUCCCAGUGUGCGUGAAUGACAUUAUUAAUUGUUGUCAUAAUUACCUUCAAUAUGGAAUGUCUAGAAAUAAAUGAAGAGUCAUAAUGUUGCUUUUAUACACACAAAAAAUGUUCAAACUGCAGUUAGUUUAAGCCAGUUUCCUUUAACUGUGAUGCUUUGAUUGUCAUUCACAUCCUCUUCAAACCAUACAGAUGAGCAUUGAUACCAAUAUAGAAAAGCAGAUUGUGGCAGGUUUGCCCUUUGUGGUUGUGUGCUUUGCAAACAGAAUUCUAUCAGCAGUCUUUCCAUACAUAGAUUUUUCUUUUUAAGAGCAAUGCUUUUAAAGUGACCUGCAAGCAGACUAACAUUCAAUGUUACUGAAACCCCAAGUCACCUGUGCCAACCUGUUCUAUAAAUGGACCUCUUCAAUUAAAGUUUGUAUAGAAUUAUUGAACAGUUAUGUUUGAUGCUGAAUAAGGGGAUUUAUAUAGGAUACAUUACCUUUGAGUACAAUAACACAUUAUUGUAUAAGAUAAGACAGACUUUGCAAAGCAUUCAUUCUUUCAUACUGAAAUUUUCAAAUAGUUCUGUGAUUUAUAUAACCUUGUUGCUGCGUAAAUUAUCUUGGAGUUUACGAAGUUCAGCUAUUAUGUUUGCACUAAGAAUUUGCUGGGAGUGGUAAGUGAACAUAUCAAUAUCAAUAGGAGUCAGUCUUUCGAUGUACAUAGAAAAUUGAUAAUACUGUACUUGUUUCAACAGAGCAGUGUUUUAAUCCACUUUCUGAAAGGACAAUUUGGCACUUUUUGAUCUUGUUCAAAAUGUCUUUUUGAUGUGAAUGAAAGUAGAAGGAUUUCAUAUCUCAUUUCUCUCCAAAUGUUUGUCGAAACAAUAAAACAAGUUUACACGUACAACUGUGUGGGACAUUUAAAAGCAUAGUGAGGCAAAUGGGUUCUCAUACUAAGUUGCCAAUUCAAAUGCAACAUAAGUUUACAAAAGCGAUGUGUGUUUCUUGGAAUGAUCAUGAGGUGUAAAAUUUUCUUCUGAAGACUUGGAGAUAGUAGUCAUAACUUGGUUGAUCAAUAGUCUCACUCCCAAGCAAAUAAAUUGCUUCUGUCUGUCUCUCUGUCUUAUACGUUUAAAAGGACUCUGAAAGAAGACUGCUAAUAUAGAUUUCUUGCUUAUACCACUGAAAAGCAAGUGUAUUUAAAAUAUCCUACAUAAACCUAUUUUCUAUAUAAGUUGUCCCAGUAACGUAACAUUUGGAAAUAAUAAAAAUAAAAGUAAAUGACCUUGUAUUUCCAGAACACUAAUUUGGAGGAAUCUUAUUUCUGUUAAAUGUAACUAAUAGACUGGAAUUUCCCUGCUUUUGCGUCAGUCUCUUUAUAUUAAUGUUACACAUACAGUUUUGCAGCUUUUAUGAAAUGGUCUUUAGUAGUUCAGCAAUAAUCCUAUAUGACAUAUGUUUAAAAUACUUUCUGUACAUUUUUAAAUUGUACAGGAUUUCAGAAGUCACUAAAAAGUUAGACCAGUUAAUAAAAAUGCAAAAACAUUUUUGUAGCGAUGUAAGAAAAACCAAUAAUUUGUGGUAUAAUGGAUUUCAUAUUUGUUUAAAGUUUAAAAGAAAACAGAAUAUCCUUCUUGUACAACUCAAUAUUCUACUCCAUUAGUUUACAGAGGCGAUAGAAAAUGUUUAAAAUGGUGCAGAAGGGCAAAAAUAAAUUGAAAAUAGGGUCAGGUGUUGAAAAAUUAGUGCACCAAAACCACCAUCACAAUUCUUUCUUUUGUUUAAUCCUUGGGAACAGAAUUUUUCCCUAGACACAUGAAAAAUAGGAAACGGUUUAGAAAAAAUUAAAAAUGUAUGCUCUCCGCACAAGAUUUUGUUUGUGUUCAUUCAGGCAUUUACUCCCUUUUGUUCUGUAAGAAGCAUUUUGCAUUUACUAUGUUAUUUUGUAUGGACAUAUUCUCCUUAUUUAUUUUUGUUACAAUUAUUAUGUAUGUUAUUUUGUUAUAUGCAUUUACAACUCCAUUUUUAAAUAAAGUGUUUCUGGA